Messenger RNA from Paramormyrops kingsleyae, 2247 nucleotides. The record is from RefSeq and is a predicted model, not a curated record. Lineage: Eukaryota; Metazoa; Chordata; Actinopteri; Osteoglossiformes; Mormyridae.
AUGAACCAGAGAAUCUCUGGAAGGUGGAUGUUACGACUGCUGAUGCUAACUUUGGGUCUGAGCCUCGGUGUUUUGGACUCAGCCCUGGUGCAGAUACGCUACACUGUGCCAGAAGAGCAGGAGCGAGGAGCCUUUGUUGGAAAUAUCACCGAGGACCUGGGCUUGGAAAUUGCUGUGCUGUCCUUACGCAGAUUUAGAAUAGUUUCUAGUAUUAAAAAGCAGUAUUUGGCAGUCAAUUUGCAAAAUGGAAUUUUAUUUGUGAUUGAGAAGAUAGACCGAGAUGAAAUGUGUGAGCAAAACCCGACUUGUUUUUUCUAUUUACAGGUCGUCAUUGAAAAUCCUUUUGAACUCUAUAGGAUUGAAGUGGAAGUUCUGGAUGUGAACGACAACGCACCCAGAUUCCCUCAGAGCGAAUUAAGCUUGGAGAUAUCCGAGUCGUCUCUCACUGGCUCCCGCUUUCCACUGGACAGCGCACAGGACAUGGAUGUUGGCGUGAACUCUCUGAACACCUAUCUGCUCAGCGUUAACCAGCAUUUUGCGCUGGAGGUGCUGACACGCAGCGAUGGCACCAAGUUUGUGGAGCUGGUGCUGGACAGUCCACUGGACAGGGAGAAGCAGACGACGCAUCAAAUGGUGUUAACAGCAGUGGAUAGCGGCACCCCUGAGAAAUCUGGUACCAUCCAGAUCAUAGUAUUUGUGUUAGAUGCUAAUGACAAUGUUCCCGUCUUUGAUCGUUCUGUCUACCGGGUGAAGUUGUUUGAGAAUUCACCGCAGGGCACAACUGUCAUUAAGCUCAACGCUUCAGACAUGGACGAAGGUUCCAACGCGGUCAUCUCUUAUUCUUUCAGUGGGCACUCGCCGUUAAAAGUGCGUGAUUUGUUCGAAAUGGACUCUUCCACGGGUGAAAUCAGAGUAAAAGGAGUUUUAGAUUAUGAAAAGGCCAAAACGUACGAAAUAUAUGUCCAAGCUAAAGACAGGGGUCCGUCGGCAGUUGCCGUGUACUGCACGGUACUCGUCGAUGUUUUAGAUGUAAACGACAAUCGUCCAGAUGUUUUUCUUACUUCAGUCUCUAUGACCAUCCCAGAGGAUGCAUCUCCCGGCACGGUAAUUGCUGUCAUUAGUGUUAUGGACCGUGACUCUGGUGAAAAUGGGAAUGUGAUUUGUCACAUUCCCAGAAAUACACCUUUUGAACUUCUCAGCUCCUAUAAAAAUUACUACACACUGAUCACGAGCGAUUUCCUUGACAGGGAAAUUGUGGCCGAAUACAACAUCACGUUUAGCGCUAGGGAUCUGGGCACACCCUCACUCUCCACAACAACAAGAAUCUCAAUUCAAGUCUCUGACAUAAACGACAAUGCUCCUGUCUUUGCGCGUCAGGCAUACACGGUCUAUGUUACUGAGAAUAAUGUUCCGGGAGCUUCCAUUUUCUCAGUGACAGCAGUUGAUCCUGAUUGGGACUAUAAUGCUUGUUUGUCCUACUUUAUUUUGGGGGGUCAGAUUCAAGAUAUACCCGUGUCCAUUUACAUCUCAAUCAACUCAGCCAAUGGAGACAUCUAUGCAUUGCGCUCCUUUGACUAUGAGAAAUUCAGAAAGUUUCAGUUUCAAGUUCAGGUCCAAGAUGCUGGCUUGCCACCUUUGAGUAGCAACAUCAUGGUGAAUGUCUUUGUUUUGGAUCAAAAUGACAACGCCCCGAUCAUCAUAUCCCCCUUGCCCACCAAUGGCUCGUUCGCCACGGAGACUGUGCCCAGGUCAGCAGAUGCGGGCUAUCUAGUGGGGAAAAUUAUUGCGACAGAUGCGGACGCUGGGCAAAAUUCGCGUCUCUCCCACCAGCUUAUACAGGCGACAGAUCCAACAUUGUUUAGCCUUGCCCUGUACACAGGAGAAAUUAGGACAAUUCGAAGGCUAACAGACAAAGACGCCAGAAGACAAAGACUAAUAAUUUCGGUCAAGGAUAACGGUCAACCCGCCCUCUCGGCUACAAUUUCAAUUAUCGUGUCAGUGGUCGACAGCGUGCCAGAAUCCCUAUCUGAUCUGGACGACCUCUAUGUGGCUCCGCCACGAGCCGCUAGUCUUAUUCUGUACAUGAUUGUUUCCUGUGGUGCAUUUUCGUUAGUAUUACUUGUGGCUAUAAUCGUCCUGAACUCCAUUAAAGGAUACUGGAUCAGACACUCCACUGAAAGCCGCGACUCCAUCUGGGGAUUGUGCUGCGGGGUCGGAUCCGGAGACUCCAAUGAAAAUUGUGUUUGA